CCCGGUCGGAUCCGGUUACUAUGCCAUUUGUUUUUUAUAGUAAUGAAUUGCGAUUUUUCUGAACCAUCAGAUGCAUCGAAUGGCUGAGAAUUACUCUACUGCAUGAAUGUAGCGAAUCCAAAAAACCUACCUUGGCCAUCAAUUUUCACAUUCAGUAAAUAACCAGCGCCGCUUGUUCUUCCUCGUUCCUCCAUUUCAUCAACAAUGUGUGGAGAAACUGAAAGCUGCACCAGCAGCACCAACGGUCACCAUAAAGCAGAGGAUGUCGUCGGUGGCAACGCUAAAGCUAUUCAAAUCCUCAGAGAACUCAUCACUUACCCUCGUCUCUUCACUUCUGAAGCUAAACAGCUUGGCCUUAAAGUUCUGUUUUUUCAAACUCUUUUACUUCUUUUAAUUCAUUUUGGAUUUCUUACUUUUUAUUUUUGGUUUUGCUUUCAGUUUCCAAGAGGGUUGUUGCUCUAUGGUCCACCUGGUACUGGAAAGACCAGUUUGGUACGGGCAAUUGUUGAGGAAUGUGGGGCAAAUUUGACAAUCAUCAGUCCAAACACUGUUAAUAGUGCACUUGCUGGCGAAAGUGAGAGAAAUCUGCGCGAGGCUUUUUCAGAGGCAUCAUCUCAUGCAGCCUUGGGCAAGUCAUCGGUUAUAUUUAUAGAUGAAAUAGAUGGACUUUGUCCUCGCCGAGAUUCCAUAAGAGAGCUAGAUGUCCGAAUUGCUUCCCAACUUUGUACUUUGAUGGACUCAAACAAAGCAACCUCAUCUAAUCCAGGGGUAGUUGUGGUUGCAUCAACUAACAGGGUAGAUGCAAUUGACCCUGCCCUAAGAAGGUAUGGACGUUUUGAUAUUGAAACUGAAGUUACAGUCCCUAAUGAAGAGGAACGCCUUCAAAUUCUAGAGCUGUAUACAAGGAAGAUCCCUCGGGAUUCACAAGACUUAGAAUAUGUUGCUGCAUCAUGCAACGGAUAUGUUGGAGCUGAUUUGCGGGAUUUGUGUCUUGAAGCAGUCAAAUCUGCAAUCGAAAGGUCUGACAAUGCAAAUAAGGAUGUUAACGAUUCCAGUUUAACAAUGGAAGAUUGGAAGAAUGCAAGGUCACUUGUUCAACCAAGCAUAACAAGAGGCAUUACUGUGGAAAUUCCCAAAGUGACGUGGAAAGAUAUUGGGGGAUUGAAAGACGUGAAGACAAAGCUCGAGCAAGCUAUUGAGUGGCCUAUGAAGCAUCCUGAUGCAUUUUCAAGAUUGGGAAUAACCCCUAUCCGUGGAAUUCUUCUCCAUGGACCUCCAGGAUGUUCCAAAACUACUCUUGCUAAAGCUGCUGCAAAUGCUGCUAAUGUUCCUUUCUUUUCCUUGAGUUGUGCAGAAUUAUUUUCCAUGUAUGUCGGAGAUGGAGAAGGUUUGCUUCGUGAAAUAUUUCAAAAAGCGCGGCUGGCUGGGAAGAGCAUCAUAUUUUUUGAUGAAGCUGAUAUAGUAGCUGGCAAGCGGGGUGAUAGUUCGAGCGGCGGUGCUGUAGUUGGAGAGAGGCUUUUAUCCACUCUGCUUACUGAGAUGGAUGGCUUAGAAGAAGCUAAAGGAGUCCUUGUUUUGGCUGCUACAAAUCGCCCUUACGCAAUUGAUGCUGCACUUAUGCGUCCUGGACGAUUUGACCUGAUUUUGUAUGUUCCGCCACCUGAUUUGGAGGGUCGAUUUGAGAUACUUAAAGUACACACACGUGGGAUGAACUUAGGGAGUGAUGUUGAUCUCAGAAAACUAGCAGAAGAUACCGAGCUCUUCACAGGAGCUGAACUACAGGGAUUAUGUAAAGAAGUUGGAAUAGUAGCUCUAAGGGAAAACAUAGAUGCUAGCGUUGUUUACGAUCACCAUUUCAAGACCGCAAAGAAUUCUUUAAAACCAGCAUUAACAGCAGAAGAAAUUGUUUCAUACUCGUCUUUUAAGAGGACCUCAUCUCGAGCUUUGUCGAAGGAAAUUGAAUAAGAACAAAGAGCCAACUGUUUGUUAGAUAAUAGAUUUAUAUGACAAAUGACUUGUUUUUAUCUAUGGUGGCAUUUUAACUGUUGCUUUGAAAGUUUUUACAAUCACGAAACAGAUCCCUGUGUGUUUCAUUAGUUGGCCACAAGGAAGAGUUUUAACUCUCGUCAAGCACGUUUUAAUA
Molecule: messenger RNA, 2143 nt
Organism: Medicago truncatula (barrel medic)
Lineage: Eukaryota; Viridiplantae; Streptophyta; Magnoliopsida; Fabales; Fabaceae
Product: cell division control protein 48 homolog B
Exons: 11
Coding region: 205-1965 (586 amino acids)
Molecular function (GO): ATP hydrolysis activity; ATP binding
Source: RefSeq, a predicted model, not a curated record